Lolium rigidum is the source of this 1137-nucleotide messenger RNA. Its product is annotated as BTB/POZ and MATH domain-containing protein 2-like. NCBI's taxonomy places the organism in Eukaryota, Viridiplantae, Streptophyta, Magnoliopsida, Poales, Poaceae. The transcript is spliced from 2 exons. The coding region runs from base 128 to 1111 and encodes 327 amino acids. Gene Ontology annotation, molecular function: protein binding. Gene Ontology annotation, biological process: protein ubiquitination. The record is from RefSeq and is a predicted model, not a curated record.
AACGAGCUUCUCCAUCCCGAGCGCCUCCUGCUGCCCGAGCCGACUUCUAGCAACCCGAGCUCGACCUACAGCCAGGACCUCGCCGCUCCCCCAGACCCGCCAUCGACGCUCUCUCCCCCGGUUUGUCAUGUCGAUGUUCUCCGGCGUAUCUGUCAUCACGGAAGGCAAGCACUGCACCACGUCGGUCGUUAACGCCCGCACGGACAGCGGCUACCACCUGCUUGUGGUCAAAGACUACUCACGCACCGUACAAGAGAUACCCAAUGGUGAGCAGAUCAUCUCCGGUGCAUUCAUGGUAGGAGGCCAUCAAUGGUGCAUCUACUACAGUCCUAACGGUGUCAACCCGAGUUCUGCCGACUUCAUCUCCUUGUAUAUUUGCCUUUGCGGUGACGAUGAUGAAGUGGAAGAGGUCGCGGAGGAAAAGGCCAAGUUCGAGUUAUCCUUCGUCGACCAGGUUGAGUAUCAAAAGCCGAUGCACAUUCGUGCAACAGAAACUUACAGCUUCUCCAGCAAAGGUGAUCUCCACGGCUGCUCUCAGUUUAUGAAAAGAGAUGCCCUUGAACGGUCGGCUCAUCUGAAGGAUGAUUGUUUUACCAUGCGGUGUGACAUUAUGGUUUGCAAGGAUCCCAACACCGGUGAUGCCGUUGGCACCCUGUCUGACGUACACCUGCAUUUUGACCAUCUCCUUCACAAUAAGGUGGGUGCUGAUGUGACAUUUGAGGUCAACGGCGAGACGUUUGCUGCACACCGUUGUGUGCUUGCAGCCCGAUCAAAAGUCUUCAUGGCACAGCUCUUUGGCCCCAUGAUGGAGAGUAAUACAUCCAGUGUCAUACAUAUCAAAGACAUGGAAGCAAAAGUGUUUGCGGCUUUGCUUAAGUUCAUCUACACAGAUUCAUUCCCUGAGAUGGACAAGGACAACAACAUGGAGGAAGGAGGACAAGAUGAGAAAAAAGAGGAAGAAGCUGAGUAUGUAAUGUGGCUGCAGGACUUGUUUGUAGCGGCGGACAGAUAUGAACUCCAACGGCUCAAGGUCUUAUGUGAAGGGCACUUGGCCCAGGAUUUAUCUGUGAGCUCCGUGGCCUCCACUCUUGCUCUAGCUGAGCAGCACUAGUGCUACGGGUUGAAGGAGGCAUGCUU